Messenger RNA from Myxozyma melibiosi, 1261 nucleotides. Its product is annotated as t-SNARE. Gene Ontology annotation, molecular function: SNAP receptor activity; SNARE binding. Lineage: Eukaryota; Fungi; Ascomycota; Lipomycetes; Lipomycetales; Lipomycetaceae. The transcript has 3 exons. The coding region runs from base 203 to 1036 and encodes 277 amino acids. The record is from RefSeq and is a predicted model, not a curated record. Gene Ontology annotation, biological process: exocytosis; intracellular protein transport; vesicle fusion. Gene Ontology annotation, cellular component: plasma membrane; endomembrane system; SNARE complex.
CCAUGUCAAAGGGUUCAUAUCAGGUCCGCAUCUCUGUUCACUCUUCACCGCCGCUCAUCACCUUAUCCUCUAACUAACCCCACCACCCACAGAACCUCGCUCACCAUGUGCCGCCCCCGCCGCCUCCUACCGGGGCUACGACGGCACAUACGGCAACAGCGGCCGCCAGGCAGACAUCUACGACGACCCUCAGAGCUACGAAAUGCACGACGUGUCCAACAACUACCAGCAGCAGAGCGAUCUCGAGAUGAGCCGCUUCUUCGCCGACGUCGACGAGCUCAAGCAAGGCAUCGUCGUCUUCGAGGCCAACACGGCCAAGGUCGAGGGCAUGCAGCGACAGAUGCUGGACUCCAUAGCAGAUCCGACCGAGAGCACCGCGCUCCAGCGAGAGAUCGACUCGCUCACGGCGCGGUCGGCGUCGAUGGCCAGACAGCUCAAGGAUAAUAUACGGUCGCUGGAAAGCAGAUCGAUGCGGGACUCGACAAAGGCGCUCCAGGUCGGCGCGUUGAAGAAGAUGUUUCUGGACUCGCUGCAAAACUACCACAUGACAGAGUCGUCGUUCCGUCAGCGUCUGCGCGCGAACGUCGAGCGACAACUGCGCAUCAUCGAGCCUGACGCGUCUGAGGCUGAGAUUAGAGAUGCUGUCGACAACGGUGGUGCUACGCAGGUGUUUUCUCAAGCCCUCCUCUCUUCUGACCGCACAGGACAAGCGCGGUCUGCUCUCGAAGAGGCGCGGAAUCGGCACCAGGAGAUCCAGAGGAUCGAGCAGACUAUGAAGGAGGUCGCGUUGCUGAUGGAGCAGUUGAUGGAGCAGGUCGAGGUGCAAGGACAGGAGCUCGAGGAGAUUGACGACAAGCAGUACGAGGUGACGGAGCAGAUCGAGACAGGCAAUGUUCACCUGGGCAAGGCUAAGGACUCUGCGAGGGCUGCGCGCAAGAAGAAGUGGAUCUGUUUGGCGAUUGUUGUGGUGAUUAUAAUCAUCAUUGUAAUUGCACUUCUGGUGAAGUUUGUUGGGAAAAAGAGCAGCAGCAACUGAGCAACAAACAACAGUCUUUGCCACGCGUUCUUCUAUUUUCAUUCCUUCUCUAUUUAUUCAUGAACGCGCGCGGAGAGCCAAGGCAGGCUCGGCACCAAAGCAGCGCGGCACGAGUGCACGACGUCAUAGCGGCGGAGCACUACGUCCACAGGCGGGGUUCUACGAUUGUUUUUGCGGUAUUUCACGGACACAAUAAAUGAAACGGUAUUUCUGCGCAGCGCCAGU